Molecule: messenger RNA, 21947 nt
Organism: Coregonus sp. 'balchen'
Lineage: Eukaryota; Metazoa; Chordata; Actinopteri; Salmoniformes; Salmonidae
Source: the annotation of a GenBank genome assembly
AUGGCCGAUUUUGCCGAUAUUUGCAUUAAUCAUGAUGGCGAAUGGGGUAAGUGCGAUUCUUAUUACAAAAUAAUAGCUGUGUUGUAAACACAACGUGCAACUUCAUUGACUGUAAGGAAAUAAUGACACUCAGUGAAUAUACUCUACAUUAUUGAAUAUAACAACAGUUUUAAUGCUCAAGCGCAGCAGUACUUGUUUAAGCAACUUUCCCCCUUACUGUAUAUUUUUAUGAAUUGAAGCUACUUUGGAAACUCACUGAUCUCUUGCAACAAUUUUACAUGCAUAAUGUAUUAGAAUAUAUACUUUGGAUUAUUUCACUGAUCUCUUCCUGCUUGCAACAUUGUUACAGACAUCAACCUGUUUAAAGAACUUGAAAACCUAAGUGAUGCAGAAGAACUGCUUGAAGAAUUUGAGUUCACACCACAUGAUGAAACAACACUGCAACAAGAGGUAUUACAACUUAUUUCCCGUCUAUGUAAUGCUAUGUGUUAUUAUCCUACUAGCCUAGAUCAAAAAUUAUUGGAAGUAGUAGCUGCCUAAUCUACAAUCAGUCUUAGUGACUGAAAGUGACAGCUAACAGACUGCAUGUUUCUCAGGUGAAUGACAUAAAUCUCUUACAAUGGAGAUCCUUUGCCAGUGGAGAUACUGACUAUUGCUGCACAGGUAAAGAUCACCAGGAUUGCAUCACUUUAACUAUAACAGCCAUGUCACAACAUUGAGUUGUUGGCCCCAUGCCAAGGCAAAGUAGGCUAAGUGUAGCCAACCAUCAGAAACCGUCUUCCUGGUAAUAGAUUACAAUCUCAUACAGGAAACACCCACACUGUAAAGGGGAUAAUCGUUGAUAAUAUAUAAAAAAAAUCUAUCCGGUUUAUAAUAAGAAUUCAGGGAGAACACCUCCAGAGCCGAAGCAAAGAAAAUGUCUAACAGGCCUUCUCUGAGAAGGCCAUUAUAUAUUAAUCACACAGCACCAAAUGUUCUGUAAACACCAGCCUGAGAGGCUUGUAGGAAGCCACAACAUAGGCUGCUACAGAAUCACACAGUGUCACAGAUGCAGGUAACUGCAUAAAUAAAUGAAACACCUGAGUAAAUGAGGGAUACAAAGUAUAUUGAAAGCAGGUGCUUCCACACAGGUGUGGUUCCUUAGUUAAUUAAGCAAUUAACAUCCCAUCAUGCAUAAAAAUGCCCAGUUGCCCAUUAUUUUGUCUUUAAAGUGUGUGUGUCUGUCUCAGUCACCAGAGCGCAACCCAACUGAACACUUAUGGGAGAUUCUGGAGCGGUGCCUGAGACAGGAUUUCCCACCACCAACAACAAAACACCAAAUUAUGGAAUUUCUCGUGAAAGAAUGGCGUCACAUCCCUCCAGUAGAGUUCCAGACACUUGUAGAAUCUAUGCCAAGGCACAUUGAAGCUGUUCUGGUGGCUCGUGGUGACCCAACGCCCUAUUAAGACACCUUUAUGUUACCUGUACAUUAUGAGUGUGUCCUCAAAUCCAGUCUGCCGUCAAACUUUAAACAUAACAUUCAAGACUGGCAGACAUUUAAUACUGGCAGUUAAACAGGUCAAAGGUAAGAACAUCAGUACUUACAACAGAUAAUUAUAGAAAACUACUUUAAAUAAAUAUGAUACUUAGACAUACAUUUUAAAGUAACAGUUAACCCUGUGUUGUUCACUGAGCAGUAUCACACAUCGGCAACCUUUUUGUGGGUUUAGCUGGGGUCAAAAGUUCAGCAAAGUUGACCUCUGCCAAGCCUAUUUGCAGAUGCACGUUGAUGAAAUGUCAAAGGAGCUGCUGACCGUCGUGACACACAAUGGGCUCUCCAGGUACUGUAGUCUACCGUUUGGAAUCACAAGUGCACCAGUGCAGAGAAGACCAUCGAGAAGCUUGGAGAAGUGUUUAGACGGUUCGGAUCGCCACUCCAACUCGUUAGCGACAACGGACCGCAGCUACUGUCCCAAGAAAUGGCCACGUUCCUAGAGGUGAAUGGCGAACUCAUCAGGUCCGCACCAUAUCAUCCAUCAACCAACGGGCUGACAGAGAGGUUCGUACAGACCAUGAAACAUGCCUUAAAAGCGUCUCAAGGUCAAGGGAUACUGCACCAAUGCUUGAACAGCUUCCUGCUAUCCUACAGGAACACACUGCACGCAAGUCUUUGCCUGCAUUGCUACUCAUGAGCUUCGACCUACUCAAACCUCAGAACGCAAAGGAGACAGUACGACGUAAACAGGAGAGUCCAGUCAAACGUUGUGAACUGAGAGGAAAUGACAGAGCCUCAGCCUGGAGAAACUGUCUUAGCUAGGAACUACCUCAACAGACCAAAGUGGGUUAUUGCUACAGUCAUUGCUCAGACUGGUCCUGUGUCCUACACUGUCCAGACUGCAGAGGACGUCAUCUGUAAAAGGCACACAGAUCAGUUACUGUUGAGUAAAGCAACACCGACAGAACCACCAGUCAGUCGUGAGUGGUCCAGAACUCUGACUGGGUGACACCCUGACCCAGUAGUCGUCACCUAGGGGCUCACAGUCAUCUUCUCAGGACUGUUGUUCAUAAUGGGGACAAUUUAUGUAGGGGGAGGAGAUGUGGUGUAUUGGGGUUGUGGCGCAGAGCAUCAUGGGGGUGUUAAGAACAGCACGUUCUAGAUAAAUGGUUGAACUGAUUCCUGUCUCCCGUCUCAUCAUUAUUGAAUUGUUAUAAAGAUGUGGUUAUGAAACCCACGAGACAUAACAGUUAUGUACUGUUUCCCUUCCCCCAAGGGAAUGCGUCUGUCUGCGUCUACCCGCACAUACUGUGCCAUCAAGUUUAUUACAUAUCAAUUCAUAUUAACAGUAAAUCAUAUACAGGAAAAUAAUUUAUCAAAUUGGGGGAAUUGAUCCGCGGGCCUACAAAAGGGCCCAUCCCUGCCCUAGUCAGGAGACAUUAGGUGGCUGUCUUGGGCGUGGGAAGGCUGCACCUGUGAGGCCCCCAAACUGUGUUGUGUAAGGUCAAUCACACAGGAAGUGAAAGAGGAUCGGUAAUGUGAUGCCCCUGCUUGUCAAUUGAAUUGAGUUCCAAUUGUUUCGUUGGCAGAUGUAGGAAUGCCUGGUUCCUCCCUAUCACCAGGAUCUGCAGUUAGUGAUACCUCCUCACUGUCACCACUAUCCCUGAAAGUAAGAUUCCAAUUCACUCAACACUCUCCCCCUAUGUGUAAAUAGUAGGCUAAGUACUGACUACUCUCACAAACUUCUCUCUUGUGCAUGCAUAUGCGUACCAGCAGGAAUAUGCUGUGUCUAUGCAACCUUUACUGACUAUGGUGUCUCCUGAAAAGAAAAUACACAAGCGAGUGAGCCCAUCUCCCAGAGGUAAAACGUCUCUUUGAUGUCACAAUAUGGUGGAUAUCUUCAAAAAAGUAUUGAAAGUGUCUGUUUAGAAUAGAUGUAUCAUAGUUCACCCCUGUAUUAACCACACUCUUACUUAUUCUCUUACGUUUUUCCCACCAGCCAAGCGACCCGCCCACUCAAACCAGAGGGUGUCCAUCCAGCCCAAACUUCCCCCCUCUGUCCCCCUCACCCAACCCUUGGCCCCUCUUCUCAAAACCAGGACCAUUGUCAUCCAGCCCUUUGGCCUGCAGACUGUGGUCUCAGUGGUCAAGGCUCCACCGCAUGUGACUGUUUACUCUUGUGUUAUCUUACAAUGAAAUAGUAUUUAGUAUGUGUACUAUUAUUUGGAGGGGUUUGAAUAGUGUGCUGCACUGUUUUUUUGUGACUAAUAUCCCUCUAUAUUGGUGGGUCUUAUUCACUGAAGUAAUUCAGGUUAUAUGGCUUCCUCAAAGUCCAAUAGUACUCCUGAGAUUUAAACCAGUGAGUUAUUUCCCCUACCAGAAGUGGAUAAGUUCAUAUUGUCUAUGGAUCUGUCUCCGUUCGUUCUUACUAUGUUAGUCACAUGCAAUAUCUCAGACACCACGAAACUUGGGUUAAUGAUGCGUCUUGCCAAAGAGUAAUCAUCUGGAAUUCCAAACUUUGAACAAGCUUAUCUCCUUACCCGUUUGAGCUACUGUCAUGUAAUUUUGCACACAUAUGCAUUUCUGCAUUACAGAAAAGUUCCCCAUAAGGACCUAUAAGCUCUGCCCAUUAGAUUCUCCGCAAAUUAGAUUUUGCAUAAUUCAUAGGGGUCGACAUGUUUACUGUUGCCUUGUUAAAGUACAUAAUUGUAUUUGUAAUUUAAUUAAAAGCUGAAACAACAUUUUGUGAAGAAAAUGAAAAAUUGUAUGUGCAUUUGUACCUCCUAAGACUGCACCUGUUGUUAUUGACCACUAGGUGUCCUCAAAACGUUGUCUGCUGUGCAAAGAAGGCUACUGCCUUCUCCUCAAAUGUAACCUAACUUAGCAGCAAAAAAAACGCCUGAAACUAGAUCCCCUACAAACAAUAAGAAAAAAAAAACCGUUGGGGGGAGGUUAUCUUCUGCACUGUUCAACCAAUCCAGUAAAUGUGGAGGAGGAGUUAAGAUGGAGUUUUGCCUUGUUAACGUCCAAAAGGGGAAGUUACGUCACAGGCUCUCUUUCCAUUUCUCCUGAAUUCGGAACAUCCGGUUGUUGGGGACUCAGCAUAGGCUACCUCAAAUGUAACACAAUGUCCAGUGUAUGACCAGUGCAUGCCAUGCAGGAUCCUCGAGGACAGACUUGGAAAUAUUGUGGUUUGAAAACGUAUAUUUUCAUUUCAACGUCAGCACAGAGCACACUCAUAUCAACUACACCUGUCAUAACCUCUAAUUUAAAUACCAAUGAUCAAACAGAUACAGUACAUCCAUCUGAGGCUGUGUUUACACAGGCAGCCCAAUUCUUUCCACUAAUUGGUCUUUUGACCAAUCAGAUCAGCUCUUUUGUCGAUAAUUGGGAAAAAUAUCAGAAUUGGGCUGCCUGCGUAAAUGCUUUGAUGUCAUCAGUACAAUUUCUCACUUCCAAUGCUCACUAUUUCACAAUAGUCAUUUACAGUUUUUGUCAUUUAGCAGACACUCGUAUCCAGAGCAAUUAGGGUUAAGUGUCUUGCUCAAGGGCAAAUCGAUAGCUCGGGGAUUCGAACUAGCGACUUUUUGGUUACUGGCCUAACGCUGUAACCGCUAGGCUACCUGCCACCGUAUUUAUGUUCUCUCUGAGCCAUUAGUAGCCAGAAUAAAAGCCUUUAACCUCACAAGGACCUUAGGGCUGUAUUAUUACAGUGUAAUUAGCAUGGUUUUCCUCUGCAGGCCCCUAAUACACUCCAUUAGACCAGUAGGCCCAGGCCUUUGAAGGUGACUGUGGCAGGGCUUUGAAGGUGACUGUUGCAGGGCUUUGAAGGUGACUGUGGCAGGGCUUUGAAGGUGACUGUGGCAGGGCUUUGAAGGUGACUGUGGCAGGGCUUUGAAGGUGACUGUGGCAGGGCUUUAUUGUUUGAUAAUGGGUCCUUGAAGGACUGCUGAAGGGGUCUGAGGGAGGGACAGGCUCUCAGCACUAGAUGAGAGUCUGACUCUGGACUGGGAGUGGGAUGGAUCUGUUGUGUUGAUGAGUUUAUGGGGGGUCAAUAUCCCAUACAGGUGACCUGACAUCCUUAGUGAUCGUGGAUGAGGAUGAGAAAAAAAGACUACAGUCUGGAUUAGAAAGAAAACAAAUACUAUCUGAACCCAGGACUGAUUAGUGAGAUGAACAUUGUAAAGAGCUAUUGUUCCUCAGCUGAAGCUGGCUACUCUGACUGUAUUCUAUCAGUUAUGUUACAGUGAUGUACUCUGACUGUAUUCCAUCAGUUAUGUUACAGUGAUGUACUCUGACUGUAUUCCAUCAGUUAUGUUACAGUGAUGUACUCUGACUGUAUUCCAUCAGUUAUGUUACAGUGAUGUACUCUGACUGUAUUCCAUCAGUUAUGUUACAGUGAUGUACUCUGACUGUAUUCUAUCAGUUAUGUUACAGUGAUGUACUCUGACUGUAUUCCAUCAGUUAUGUUACAGUGAUGUACUCUGACUGUAUUCCAUCAGUUAUGUUACAGUGAUGUACUCUGACUGUAUUCUAUCAGUUAUGUUACAGUGAUGUACUCUGAGUGGAGGAGUCUCCAGAGGGACAUAGGAUGAUCUCAGACCUGGAUGUGCUUUAGCUAACUCUUCUGGCUCUGUUAUGCCUUACAAGUUAUUCAGAGUUGGCUAACAUCCAGGUCUAGGACAAGGCUAAAACAGACAGAAGGGUUGACCUCUUUCUUAACUCUGUAUCUGGUCUUUGUCAGCAGCAGUUCCCACAAUGCAUCUCCAGCCGAGACAGUUGAUUGGACCCCAGAUCGCUUCCCCAGGCCCUGCCUUCCUCGCUGUCACCAACCAGGUGGUCACCAUACCAAUUGUCCCCCAUCAUGUUACCAUGGGGACCAUUGCCGUCUCUGGCCCCGCCCAUCCCAUGACAAUGACCUAUCACAACACAGCAGUGGAUACUAAGGUAUGUUUGAAAUGGAUCUGACCUCCGUACAGCACUGUGUUCUGUCUUAUUCCAUUAUUUAUUCAUUCACAUUAAAGGCACACAGUGGGGAAACAUCUAGCUUAAAGUCACAUCUUACCCCAGUCAGCGUAGGUGCUCAAUCUCAGAAAAAAUAGAGGACAAGCUGGGGUCUGCCCAGUGUCCAUCCAGACAUCUGGAGAGAGGUGGGAGUCAUAAAGCGGCUACUGCCUGGGGGGCUUGGUGGUCCCAGAGAAGUGGAGGAGUGGAGGUGGUUGGUAGUUAGGAGGGCAAAGCCGCUUUAAAACCCACAGGCCCUGACAGUGGUCAGACAGACAGAAAUGGAGCACCUGGCUUUUUACUGUGGUAACACUUACCUGGUGGAGUUUGUCUCACGGAUGGAACAUUUAAGGGGUAGAGUCCUUAUGUGUUUGCUAAGAUAAAUAUUUAUAACAUUGACAUUUUGCAGCUUAUACAGUGAGGGAAAAAAGUAUUUGAUCCCCUGCUGAUUUUGUACGUUUGCCCACUGACAAAGACAUGAUCAGUCUAUAAUUUUAAUGGUAGGCUUAUUUGAACAGUGAGAGACAGAAUAACAACAAUAAAAUCCAGAAAAACGAAUGUCAAAAAUGUUAUAAAUGGAUUUGCAUUUUAAUGAGGGAAAUAAGUAUUUGACCCCUCUGCAAAACAUGACUUAGUACUUGGUGGCAAAACCCUUGUUGGCAAUCACAGAGGUCAGAUGUUUCUUGUAGUUGGCCACCAGGUUUGCACACAUCUCAGGAGGGAUUUUGUCCCACUCCUUUUUGCAGAUCUUCUCCAAGGCAUUAAGGUUUCGAGCCUGACGUUUGGCAACUCGAACCUUCAGCUCCCUCCACAGAUUUUCUAUGUUAUAAAUUGAUUUGCAUUUUAAUGAGGGAAAUACGAUUUUGACCCCCUCUCAAUCAGAAAUAUUUCUGGCUCCCAGGUGUCUUUUAUACAGGUAAUGAGUGAGAUGGGUAUUCCAACAUGACAAUGACCCAAAACACACGGCCAAGGCAACAAAGGAGUGGCUCAAGAAGAAGCACAUUAAGGUCCUGGAGUGGCCUAGCCAGUCUCCAGACCUUAAUCCCAUAGAAAAUCUGUGGAGGGAGCGGAAGGUUCGAGUUGCCAAACGUCAGACUCGAAACCUUAAUGCCUUGGAGAAGAUCUGCAAAAAGGAGUGGGACAAAAUCCCUCCUGAGAUGUGUGCAAACCUGGUGGCCAACUACAAGAAACGUCUGACCUCUGUGAUUGCCAACAAGGGUUUUGCCACCAAGUACUAAGUCAUGUUUUGCAUAGGGGUCAAAUACUUAUUUCCCUAUGUCACGCCCUGGCUCUGGGGACUCUUAAAUGUUGAGCCAGGGUGUGUAGUGUCUAUGUUUUGUUUUCUAUGUGUUUCUUUCUAGAUCGUUUAUUUCUAUGUUGGCCAGGGUGGUUCCCAAUCAGAGGCAGCUGUGGCUUGUUGUCUCUGAUUGGGAACCAUACUUAGGCAGCCUGUUUUGCACUUGUCAUUUGUGGGAUCUUGUUCCGGAGAGGUUUGUGUUUGUUAACCUUAGGACUUCACGUAUUGUUUUGUUGUUUUGUGUUAUUAUGUAAGUACUCAUUAAAAGAUGUACGCAUAUCACGCUGCGCCUUGGUCCGUUGCUUACGACGAUCGUGACAGAAGAUCCCACCAAUUAAGGACCAAGCAGCGUGUCCAGGAGCAAACGCUGGAGGUAACGCUAGUGGAUGUCCUCCUCGGUUGGGGGAAGAUCACCGAGGAGGAGGCCGUCCGCUACCGGAGGGCGAUGAGGGAGGAUGUCCAGGCAGGAGAGGAGAAGCGGCGCCAACCGGGCCGUCGUCGGACAGGCGAGAGGCAACCCCAAUAAAAAAAUUUGGGGGGGCACACGGCAUGGACGACGGGGCUGCUGGAGGCAUCUACAGGGCGAGUUUGUGGACUAGGAGAGGAGGCCACCAGCUUACGGGGGCCAUUGGUCAGGAGGGAGAAGGAGAGUGUGGAGGCACGGUGAGAGGAACUGAGUAGGCAGCAGAGGGAGCGGAGGUUUAUGAGGAAACCCAGUCCCGCUCCUCGCACCAAGCAAGUGGUGUGUGUCACCAGUCUGGUCCGGCCCGUUCCUGAUUCCCGCACAAGGCCAGUGGUGUGUGUUCCCAGUACGGUCAGGCCCGUUCCUGCUCCCCGCACUAAGUUAGUGGUGCGUGUUCCCAGUACGGCCCAACCCGUUCCUGCUCCCUGCAAUAAAUUAGUGGUGCGUGUUCCCAGUCCGGCCCGACCCGUUCCCGCUCCCCGCACUAAGUUAGUUGUGCGUGUUCCCAGUACGGCCCAACCCGUUCCUGCUCCCCGCACUAAGUUAGUGGAGCGUGUUCCCAGUACGGCCCAACCCGUUCCUGCUCCCCGCACUAAGUUAGUGGUGCGUGUUCCCAGUACGGCCCAACCCGUUCCUGCUCCCCGCACUAAGUUAGUGGUGCGUGUUCCCAGUACGGCCCAACCCGUUCCUGCUCCCCGCACUAAGUUAGUGGUGCGUGUUCCCAGCCCUGCCCGGCCUGUUCCUGCCCCUCGCACCAAGCCAGUGGUGCGUGUCGCCAGCCCGGUCCGGCCUGUUCCUGCCCCUCGCACCAAGCCUGUGGUGCACGUCGCCAGCCCGGCCCGGCCUGUUCCUGCCCCUCGCACCAAGCCUGUGGUGCGCGUCGCCAGCCCGGCCCGGCCUGUUCCUGCCCCUCGCACCAAGCCUGUGGUGCGCGUCGCCAGCCCGGCCCGGCCUGUUCCUGCUCCCCGCACCAAGCCUGUGGUGCGCGUCGCCAGCCCGGUCCGGCCUGUUCCUGCUCCCCGCACCAAGCCAGUGGUGCGCGUUGCCAGCCCGGUCCGGCCUGUUCCUGCUCCCCGCACCAAGCCAGUGGUACGCGUCGCCAGCCCGGUCCGGCCUGUUCCUGCUCCCCGCACCAAGCCAGUGGUGUGCGUCGUCAGUCCGGCACAGCCCGUGCCUGUUCCACCAGGCACCGGUCAGCUGCUCCACACCGGAGCCUGAGCAAUCCGCUCCACCGGUGUCCAGUCCAGCUCCGGCCAGCGGGGCCAGACCAGACCAGGGGCGCUACGGGGGGGUAGCGAGAGAGUGGUGGUCACGCCCGGAUCCGCCUCCGAGGCGGAAUGCCCACCCAGCCCCUACCCUCUUGAGUUUGUGUGGCGCGGUCGCAGUCCGCGCCUUUGGGGGGGGGGGGGGUACUGUCACGCCCUGGCUCUGGGGACUCUUAAAUGUUGAGCCUUUAAGAGUGUGCUCCUAAUCUCACUCAUUACCUGUAUAAAAGACACCUGGGAGCCAGAAAUAUUUCUGAUUGAGAGGGGGUCAAAAUCGUAUUUCCCUCAUUAAAAUGCAAAUCAAUUUAUAACAUAGAAAAUCUGUGGAGGGAGCUGAAGGUUCGAGUUGCCAAACGUCAGGCUCGAAACCUUAAUGCCUUGGAGAAGAUCUGCAAAAAGGAGUGGGACAAAAUCCCUCCUGAGAUGUGUGCAAAACUGGUGGCCAACUACAAGAAACGUCUGACCUCUGUGAUUGCCAACAAGGGUUUUGCCACCAAGUACUAAGUCAUGUUUUGCAGAGGGGUCAAAUACUUAUUUCCCUAUGUCACGCCCUGGCUCUGGGGACUCUUAAAUGUUGAGCCAGGGUGUGUAGUGUCUAUGUUUUGUUUUCUAUGUGUUUCUUUCUAGAUCGUUUAUUUCUAUGUUGGCCAGGGUGGUUCCCAAUCAGAGGCAGCUGUGGCUUGUUGUCUCUGAUUGGGAACCAUACUUAGGCAGCCUGUUUUGCACUUGUCAUUUGUGGGAUCUUGUUCCGGAGAGGUUUGUGUUUGUUAACCUUAGGACUUCACGUAUCGUUUUGUUGUUUUGUGUUAUUAUGUAAGUACUCAUUAAAAGAUGUACGCAUAUCACGCUGCGCCUUAGUCCGAUGCUUACGACGAUCGUGACACCCUAAUUAAAAUACAAAUCAAUUUAUAACAUUUUUGACAUGCGUUUUUCUGGAUUUUUUCUUGUUAUUCUGUCUCUCACUGUUCAAAUAAACCUACCAUUAAAAUUAUAGACUGAUAAUUUCUUUGUCAGUGGGGAAACUUACAAAAUCAGCAUGGGAUCAAAUACUUUUUUCCCUCACUGUAAUAUGUGUUGAGGAGAGAAGAGACAACUUAUUGUUAAAAUGAGAGGCUGCCUGGAUCUUUCAUUUCAAGACCCUUGCUCCCUUCGGUCUCAACGUAGACUUUGAUCUGAAGCCAUUCUUGUGAUUAUUGUGAUUUUGCUAUACAUUGUAAAUGUUUGUAGGCCUAUGUAGCCAAAUUGUAUCUAUGAUCGUAUGUUAUCCAUUUAUGUUUUUUUAAUGUUCUAUUGAUAUCUGUAAAUUAACCAAUGAUAUCAAGCCACACCUCGCCAUGAUUACAGACACCUGUGUGUGUCCUCUGACAUUAUAUAAACUAGUGGGAUGUAGCUCAGUUGGUAGAGCAUGGCGUUUGCAACGCCAGGGUUGUGGGUUUGAUUCCCACGGGGGGCCAGUAUAAAAAAGAAUGUAUGCACUCACUAACUGUAAGUCGCUCUGGAUAAGAGCGUCUGCUAAAUGACGUAAAUGUAAAUGUAAAUGUAGUGACCCGCAGUGUUUGCCAUUAUACCCUGAUGAAGACAGCUUGUCUGUCGAAACGUUGGUUAUUAAAUUAUUGCAUAUGUGCUCCUAGAGUGUGAGGCUCUCCUUUCUUUUUCGAGGAGAGAAGAGAAACAUCUAGAACAAUGUUUUUUCGUAAUGUAAAACAUAUAACUAAAACAUAUAGAUGUUUCUUAACACAACUGGAAUAUUUCAGCUUGUUCUUAAAACGUUCCCUAAAGUGAAGAUAUGUUUAGAUUUUACCUGUUGGCAUGUGUUGCGUCAUUGUAGAGUAAAUGUUAGUAUUACUGGGGACCACUUUUGCCUGGUAGGCCAUGUGACAUACAACUGCUAGGUAAACCCAUCAUGAGAGUAGAAAAUACCCAACUGAUGGCUAAAUUAACCCAUGCUUGGGUAAUCCCAUCAACCCAACUUGUUGGGUUAUUCAAGAAACCCAACUGGCUGGGUCAAAAUAACCCAACAUGUGUUCUGUCCACUAUUUAACCAGCGCUGGGUUAGUGUAGGAAAUCCCUCUGAGUCUACUUAACCAUUCCAACACUGGGUUCAAAUACGUUUUAAAAUAAUUUUAAAUCCUUAAAAUGGGCUUGAUUGAGCUUGUCUGGUGCAAUGGGACCAAUCGAACAGUUGCAAAACUGCAAAUCCCACCCAUCUGGCACUCCAGGCAGGCUGGAACAAACGGUACAAGUAUUUGACAGAUUUCAAAUAGUAGUUGCACCCAGGUCUGCAUAGCGGUACCGGAGUGCCAAGUCUAGGUCCAAAAGACUUCUCAACAGCUUCUACCCCCAAGCCAUAAGACUCCUGAACAGCUAAUCAUGGCUACCCGGACUAUUUGCACUGCCCCCCCACCCCAUCCUUUUUACGCUGCUGCUACUCUGUUAAGUAUUUAUGCAUAGUCACUUUAACUCUACCCACAUGUACAUAUUACCUCAACUAGCCGGUGCCCCCGCACAUUGACUAUGCAACGGUACCCCCCUGUAUAUAUAGCCUCCCUACUGUCACUUUAUUCUAUUGUAUAUAUAGCCUCCCUACUGUCACUUUAUUUUUUACUUCUGCUCUUUUUUUUCUCAACACUUUUUUGUUGUUGUUUUAUUCUUACUUUUUUUGUUUAAAAUAAAUGCACUGUUGGUUAAGGGCUGUAAGUAAGCAUUUCACUGUAAUGUCUGCACCUGUUGUAUUCGGCGCAUGUGACCAAUAAAAUUUGAUUUUGAUUUGAUUUGAUUUGAAAGCCCCUUCAAUUUACUUAACCAUUCCAACAAGGUGACAUAAGGACAGCUGGGGCGACUGGUUUAUUUAGCCUUGUCUUGAAGGAAUAUUAACGUAUUACGGUUAAUCAGUGUUUAGGACCAUGUGUAGCACUGUGUUCAUGACUCGCUACAUGCAAUACUAUUAUUGGACUUUUCUCAAAUUGAAGAGUGGAAUGGAUAAGCCAACAAUAUUGUUUUGAGGGAGAGGUUUCUCCAAUAAAAUCUCUUUAAUUAACAGUAGCCCUAGUAAUAGCUGUAGAGUUGGGUUGGCUCAGUCAGUUUGUUAACAGCUUGUAAUCAAUUCUAGAACUGUAAUACUUUUUAGAACUUGACUGGAAAAAUAUGAAAUUAUGAAAAUGUAAUAUUGAUAUGGUAGCUCAACAGAGACAUAAAACAGUCCAAAAAAUAAUAAUUUCACAAUUCUUUCCUACUUCCUCAAUAUGACAGUGCUAUUUUCAGACCGCAUCAUAACCUUGGCUGAACUAUUAGACAACCUCAGAAAAUGUAAUUACUUUAGUCUCUAAUUAAUUGCAGUGAAAUGUGGUUUUUCUGCCUCGAUAUCCAAGAGCUACACACUAAAAACAAAUGGUUCUAUAUAGUGCCAAAUAAGGGUUAUUUGGCUCGUAACGAUAUAACCCUUUUUUGAAGGUUCUAUAAAGAACCAUGCUCAUACGGUUCUAAAUGGAACCUUUAUGGUGCUAUAAAGAACCCUUUCCUAAGGUUCUAUAAAUAACUAUUAGAAAAAGGACCAAAAAGGGUUUUAAUGAUUAUUUAUAUAACCUUUAUGGAGAAUAGUUCUAUCAGGAACUUUUUGUCAAUCUCAAAGGUUCUACAAAGAACCCUUUGAAGAACCAUACAGGGUUAUUUUUUCUGGUCAGAUACAGUAUAUUAUAUGGUUAAAAUGCCAUAGGUGUUAAUUUACAAAUGGAAUCAGGUGUGCUAGCUCUCUCUAAGGAGAGAAUUGAGAACUGCUGAUUUAGACAACAAAGUUCUCAAUUGACAAGACACCAUCACUGGCCAUAAGUAAGUAGCCUUGCGCGGGAGCAGGAGUCCUGUUUCUGUACCGUGAGACAGCUUGAUGUAGAAGUACACCACCUGGACAGGACACUAGUCUAUCGCAGGGCCGUACCCCCAAUGUACCUCCUUAAUGUUGAGCGCCAAGCAGAGACGUACUGUGUGUCAUUUUUACAGUCUUUGGUAUGACUCAGCCGAGGAUGGAACUCCCAACCUUCCAAUCUCAGGUCAGACGUUCUAACCACAAGGCCACUGAGUUGGCCAUCGUCAUAUACAGUGGGGAGAACAAGUAUUUGAUACACUGCCGAUUUUGCAGGUUUUCCUACUUACAAAGCAUGUAGAGGUCUGUAAUUUUUAUCAUAGGUACACUUCAACUGUGAGAGACGGAAUCUAAAACAAAGAUCCAGAAAAUCACAUUGUAUGAUUUUUAAGUAAUUAAUUUGCAUUUUAUUGCAUGACAUAAGUAUUUGAUCACCUACCAACCAGUAAGAAUUCCGGCUCUCACAGACCUGUAAGUUUUUCUUUAAGAAGCCCUCCUGUUCUCCACUCAUUACCUGUAUAAACUGCACCUGUUUGAACUCGUUACCUGUAUAAAAGACACCUGUCCACACACUCAAUCAAACAGACUCCAACCUCUCCACAAUGGCCAAGACCAGAGAGCUGUGUAAGGACAUCAGGGAUAAAAUUGUAGACCUGCACAAGGCUGGGAUGGGCUACAGGACAAUAGGCAAGCAGCUUGGUGAGAAGGGAACAACUGUUGGCGCAAUUAUUAGAAAAUGGAAGAAGUUCAAGAUGACGGUCAAUCACCCUCGGUCUGGUGCUCCAUGCAUGAUCUCACCUCGUGGGGCAUCAAUGAUCAUUAGGAAGGUGAGGGAUCAGCCCAGAACUACACGGCAGGACCUGGUCAAUGACCUGAAGAGAGCUGGGACCACAGUCUCAAAGAAAACCAUUAGUAACACACUACGCCGUCAUGGAUUAAUAUCCUGCAGCGCACGCAAGGUCCCCCUGCUCAAGCCAGCGCAUGUUCAGGCCCAUCUGAAGUUUGCCAAUGACCAUUUGGAUGAUCCAGAGGAGGAAUGGGAGAAGGUCAUGUGGUCUGAUGAGACAAAAAUUGAGCUUUUUGGUCUAAACUCCACUCGCCGUGUUUGGAGGAAGAAGAAGGAUGAGUACAACCCCAAGAACACCAUCCCAACCAUGAAGCAUGGAGGUGGAAACAUCAUUCUUUGGGGAUGCUUUUCUGCAAAGGGGACAGGACGACUGCACCGUAUUGAGGGGAGGAUGGAUGGGGCCAUGUAUCACGAGAUCUUGGCCAACAACCUCCUUCCCUCAGUAAGAGCAUUGAAGAUGGGUCGUGGCUGGGUCUUCCAGCAUGACAACGAUCCGAAACACACAGCCAGGGCAACUAAGGAGUGGCUCCGUAAGAAGCAUCUCAAGGUCCUGGAGUGGCCUAGCCAGUCCAGACCUGAACCCAAUAGAAAAUCUUUGGAGGGAGCUGAAAGUCCGUAUUGCCCAGCGACAGCCCCGAAACCUGAAGGAUCUGGAGAAGGUCUGUAUGGAGGAGUGGGCCAAAAUCCCUGCUGCAGUGUGUGCAAACCUGGUCAAGACCUAUAGGAAACGUAUGAUCUCUGUAAUUGCAAACAAAGGUUUCUGUACCAAAUAUUAAGUUCUGCUUUUCUGAUGUAUCAAAUACUUAUGUCAUGCAAUAAAAUGCAAAUUAAUUACUUAAAAAUCAUACAAUGUGAUUUUCUGGAUUUUUGUUUUAGAUUCCGUCUCUCACAGUUGAAGUGUACCUAUGAUAAAAAUUACAGACCUCUACAUGCUUUGUAAGUAGGAAAACCUGCAAAAUCGGCAGUGUAUCAAAUACUUGUUCUCCCCACUGUAUAACAUGUGAUGGUAUAACACAACAGAUUAGAUUAGAUCAACUGGAAUGGCAAUCUCACUCACGGUUGCACAAAAAGAGCUGUGCGCAAACCCCCCCCCCCCCCCAAAAUAAAAAUAUUCUGUUUGAUUCCAGACCUUCUUUGAGUCUCUGUGUUAGAAGCAUUAGCCCUCUGCAAAGAUUCAUGGCUGUGUGAUGGCCAGAAUGUAGUGCUAGGAAGUUUCUUUGAAAGGUAAGCAUUUUGCUGUGUCAUGGCUUGUCGCCUUGCUAGAAGACAAUGAUGGCUUUUGUGUGUGGGUGUGUGGGUGCACCCGUGUAUGUACACUGACUUUUGAUUGAACCUAACCUAAACAUCCAAUAGCGAAACACGCUCCAUUGACCUGUGUGUGUAUCUCCUUCUCCAUUCUCAUAACCUUGUUCAGUAAAUCACCAUGGUCUGAGAAAAGUGAAAGUGAGGAAGCUGUUUGUUUACGUUGAUGGACCAACCAUCAGGUCAGGAAGAAGAGGACAUAGUCUUCCUCAUCCCGUCCCAGGGGACGCAUGUCUGGCUGGUAAUGAAUUAUGUUUGACCUUUAACCCCCGUGGGAACCUCAGCAGGGCACAGUGUCUGAAUGGGUCUUUUGAAAGUCCUAUCUGUCUGUUCCCAAGGGAGGAGGAGGCCCAUAGGAUGAUGGGUGAUUUAUCUCUCUGUGUCAGACCAAAGAGGAGAUAAAACGAUCGUGGACAUCACUGGGAGAACAUGACAGUGGCUUCUGGCUUCGCCUCGUACCUAAUAACACCCCUUAGCGCUGAUAUAUUCACAGCCUAUCACAGCCUAUCAUAGCCUUUCACAGCCUAUCACAGCCUUUCACAGCCUUUCACAGCCUAUCACAGCCUUUCACAGUCCUUUUCUGUUACUUAUUCUAUCACACGUGACCGUAUGGCAUGGUUAUAGAGCUAUACAGUAAUCUAUUUUAGCCUCGUAAAUACCAGACUGAUUACCACUCGCGAGAUCAGGCGGCUUGUGAGGCUAAAUCUAUGUAGGACCAAUGUAGUUUUACCACUCUCAAUUUUGGUGGACUCAUUUGUUUUAGAAUGGUAACAGCUACUGAACAGUGAUUCUUUUUAAGAACUCCAUUAUGCUGUCUGACUGUAAGUCCAGCAGGUUGACCUUUAUUGUCAUGAGUCUUGUCCUGGAGGAAUAACUGAGCGAUUUCCCUUUAGAUAUAUACCAGCUGCAAAGUCAAAAUUGUCUAUAUUGUAAAAAUAUUCGCUUUUUGGUCUUAAUUAAGGUUAGGGUUAGGUUUAGCAGUGUGGUUAAGGUUAGCGUUCAAAUUAGAUCUUAUGACUUUGUGGCUGUGCUAGCUAGUGACCACUCUGCAGAGCUGCCUCCAGAACAAGAUUCAUUACGAAAAACGCUAACCUCUGGAUAUAUAUACAAAAAUGUAAAUGUAAUUGUCUAUUGGAUGUUUUCCAUGAAAACCUUUUACCUCACCAGAUCUUACACUACAAACCUGUGACUUCACCUCUCACUGACAGAAUCCAUGUUCCCUGUUGUAAUGUACUAUAGUAGCAUCACUGGCUUAGCUGCACUGAAAAACAAACAGACAGUAGGGAUAGAUAGAUAGAUUAUUUGUAUGGCUCAAGGUGGUGGAGAAGGCUUGAGGACCUUUGUUGGAUUUGGAAUAUAAUUCACUGUCUUUGAAGAAAUACAGUUUAUGUACAGGAAGUCAGGGUACAGUAUGAUGACGUGAUCGCUCAAUUCAAUCAAACUCGCAUCUCGGUAUUUACUCUAUGCAGUAGCUCUUUUCCUGUGAUCAAAUCAAAUCCCUGGAUGGCUUUGGGUACUGUUAAAACCUAUUCUUUAGGACUACCAGGUAGACAUCCCUCUCAGCGACAUUUACAUUUUAGUCAUUUAGCAGACGCUCUUAUCCAGAGCGAUUUACAGUUAGAUGCCAAUUCUCAGAUUAAGAAGUGUGCAUGCAUGUGUUUGUAAACAAAGGCACUGUAUAAACAUUGCAAUGACAAGUUCUCUACCGUAAAACAAUCAUUUGAUGGUUCUGCAAGCCGUAUGUUAUCCCACUGCACAAAAACUGCUGACUUUCCCCUCCACCCCCAAUCAGAGUGCAACAUCAACAAACCCUCCUAACCUCCAGUUAACAACUGUAAUCUACAUCCCUAGAGAGUAGGGACUCAGACCGCCGACUCAUAUAGCUUCAUAUCAAUCUAAUUUUCAGCCUCUUAUUCAGACUAUGUCCCCGACUCCCAGUUUACACUAGAGUCAGUGAAGCGCUAGAUUGCUGACUCUGUCUACCAUUGUCGAGGAGGGGGAGGUUUGUACUGUUGACUAUACAGUGGUUGUUUAAAGGCAGGGUUUCACUUUCCCCUUGCAGGACGUGUAUCCCCCCCCCCCCCCCGAAACAAAUCAAAUAUGUUUCUACGGAGACCAAAUAAAACAGUGUGGUCUGAAUUUGCAUAGCUCCAAAAGCCGCGCAUUUAGAUAUGUUACGAAGCAUGGCCUCAGAAAUGGGGUGCAGCGGAGAAAGCAGUUAAAGAGCUGUAGCAGAGUUCUUCUGUGGUCUAUGGCUCAGUGGUAUAAAUACUAGUCUCAGAGAGGGCAUUGGAGGACAACACAAUGUAUGUUAGUCAGCUGCUACUGCUAGACAGUGUUAUGAAUGUGGUAAACUUAGGUUUGCACAGAGAAACUAUACCCACUCGGCACAGACGUCAGUUCAACGUUUAGUUUUGAUUUACAUUUGGUUGAGUUGUCAACUAACGUGAAUUCAAUGUGAAAUCAAAAAAAUUAUUCACCAUGUCAUUGGAUUUAGGUUAAAAGUUGGGUGAAAAUAAUACGAAAUUCCCUUACGUUGAUUUUUUUUUUUUCAUGUUGAUUCAAUGUCAUCACAUUGAUUUUUGGUGUUGAAAUGAUGUGGAAUCAACGUAGAUUAAACCAGUUUUUGCCCAGUGGAUGGAGACUUAGUCUAGACUUAGUAUAAAUCUCUAUAUAUGGGUCUGUAUUUACAUAAUCAAAUGCUGUCUGCUUUUUACAAAUGAGAUGGAGCUGAUGCUGUUUUAAAUGUGCAUUGUUACCCAUAAAGUUGUUUAUUUUAUCACCUAAAACAUUGCAAGACCAUUCCUCUUCUGGUCAUUCAGUUCACUCUGAAAAUGUCUUGUCCCCUUCUCCCUCCCUCCCUCCCUCCCUCUCUAUGUAUGGCUGUCCUUACAUAAUCCCACCACUAGUCUAGCUCUCAGUCCACUCAGACAUGGAAAAAGGCAGUGUGUAUGUGAAGUAUGAAGUCUGUUCUGCAGAAACAUGCUGGAGUCAUUAUCAGCUUGUAAUUGAGGAUUCCGUGUCAGUUUUUCCAUCUUUUGCAGCAGCUGCACCUGUUGGGUGUGACUGAGUGAGUAAGUGACUGAGUAUAUGUGCUGUUAGACAAACAAGUAGCUUAGAGCUGCGUGCUGCAGGUGCUCUGUCUGGGCAGACAAGAUGGCAACCAAAAAGUGUUACUGCCGGGUAUGGCUUAUGUCUGGUGUAACUGGCGUCACCAGAUUGGUUUUGUAAACCCACAGCCAAUGUCAUCUGCAUGCCAAGGCCAAUGUACUCAUAUUAUAUCAUCCUCAAGCUCUCCUGUGUUGUGGACAUCCAUUUUGAAUUGUUAAUGUGUUCUGAGGAGGAGGAGUCAGCUGAUGCAUGGUAUUUGCAACACCAUGGUUGUAUGGGUUUGAUUUUCUUGUACAUCCAUGCUGAAAUAUGUAUUAAGUUUGAACUUUCCCAUAAAAUAAUCUCUGUGUGACCAUGUCAGUCACAUUAUUUUAUCAAUCCCUCCCUCUCCACCUGUCCAGGUGUGUGCGGAGCAGUGGCAGCAGAGGAUGGUGAAGAACCGUGAGUUGGCCACGCUGUCUAGACUGAGGAGGAAGGAGGUGCUGCAGGCCCUGGAGGCUCGUCUCAGGGGGACACUGUGUGAGAACCAGAGGCUGCUCCAGGAGAACGGAUCCCUCAGAACCCAGCUGGAUGGACUGCUCACUGAGGUGAGAUGGGAUAGACACACCUUUUUUCAACUCCAGGGCCCCUGUGUGAAUGCUUUCCAAAUGUGUCCUUACUUCCUCGCUUCCUGAAGCAAUCACUGAUCUGACACAAAUUGAUAGGUUUAAGUGAGGGUUUCAUUCUACUGCUUUCACAUAUACACUGACUUCAGACACCAGAUCACCCACUUAUACAGAUGUAGGAUCUUAAUUUGAUCACCCUGUUGCAGGACAACUUUCCUGCAAUGCAGGACAUUUUAAACUUGUAGUGUAUUUGAGGUUUAAAAAGGCUUCUGAUGUUUGUAAUUUCCACUUUCCCUUACGAAAAAUGUAUCAACCCCUACAAAAAUGUCAAUUUUUAAUCCACAUAAUAAUUCACAUUUUCUGUUGCUGCAGGUUUAUUUUCCUGCUGUAGCAAACUGGCUGAAAUUAAGAUCCUACGUCUGUAGAACACAUCCUCCAUUUCUAUUUCUUGUUUCUUUGAUGUGCAAUAAUCACUGAUCUGGGAUGAUUUCAUACAGUUGCUGAAAAUAUGUUCCAAUUCAGAGCUUGGACUGAUCCAGUCAGGUAAAAUCAGUUUAUUUUUCUCUUUCUGUACUUUUCUUCACAGAACACUGUGCUGAAGGUGACAGCUCCAAAGAGACGGGCUGUGUGUCUCAUGGUCGUCCUGGUGUUCUUCAUGGUCGUCCUGGUGUUCUUCAUGGUCGUCCUGGUGUUCUUCAUGGUCGUCCUGGUGUUCUUCAUGGUCGUCCUGGUGUUCUUCAUGGUCGUCCUGGUGUUCUUCAUGGUCGUCCUGGUGUUCUUCAUGGUCGUCCUGGUGUUCUUCAUGGUCGUCCUGGUGUUCUUCAUGGUCGUCCUGGUGUUCUUCGUGCUCAACACUGGUUCCCUGAGGUGAGCACUUUGUCUGUCUGUCUGUCAAUGUUUUUUUUUAUGUCAGCCAGUCAGUCAGUCAUCUCUUUGCCAUGUCCAGAGCCCGAUAAUUCACUAACAUGCAGUAUAAAUUACGAGUUUUCUCCCAAUGUCUCAGAAAAAGGGCCACAUCCAAACCUUUUUUUUACUCACGGAGUAAGGCUUUGGAAAGUUGGCUGAGAGUCGGGAGAGGAGAAGGGCUCUCUGAGUUUUCCAUACGCUCAGGCUUCCCAGAAUCCCAGAACUAGGAAAAUGGGAGCGUUGCUUCCCUUCCACGCCGGCCGGUUCGGAAAUGCAACCUGUAGAUCAGCUACACACAUGCUUAUUUAUAGACUCCAAAUGUAUUCUAUCACUGGACAUGUUCCUUUGAAUCCUCUCACAAGGAUUUGUUCAGUAAACCCUGGCCAGGAGCUGAGCGAACUUUUGCUAAUGUUUCCAGUCAUAGCUCAAGUCAAUAUCAAAUGUUUUUUCAAUUAAUAAGGUCCUGCUGGGUUCAUCUUUUGUCACUGGGAUGUUUGGAUACAUUUCCAGGCAUUUAGAAAAAGGUAUUGGUUAGGGGUGUGUUUUUUUAUAUGGGGUGUGUAUUCAUUUGAUACUACUGCACAAGAUCUUGACCACUUUUGGGCAUUGUUGUGUUGAGUACUUCUGUCAGAUCUUACUGGGUCUCGUAUUGUUUUGGCUCAAGUAGGAGGCCACAAGUUUAUUAUCCUUUUCUGUGUGUGUGUGCGUGUGUGUGUGCAUGUGUGUCUGUGUGUGUAUGGGUAUGUAUGCUUGUGUGUGUGUGUGUAUACAUAGGUUUAUGGUACAUGGCCUUCAGAUUGCAGGCCUGUCUAAGACUAAGGCCAAGCAACUGGCAAGGUACUGCUCUGUUUCAGCAGUUAUGGGCAGCCUAGCUUGGUGGAGAACAAGGUACUGCUCUGUUUCAGCAGUUAUGGGCAGCCUAGCUUGGUGGAGAACAAGGUACUGCUCUGUUUCAGCAGUUAUGGGCAGCCUAGCUUGGUGGAGAAGAAGGUGCUUUUUGUAUCCUAAAGUGUCCUUGUAUCCAAGAACUGGACUGAAUCCUUCCUUGAUGUAAUGUGAUUUGUGGAUUCAGAUAAAGUAUUUAAAAUGUGUGUGUGUGUGUGUGUUUGUAUGGUUUAGCCUAGAGCGUAAAUUCAAAUCUUUGAUUUAUCCCACGCACAAUGGAUGAAGUCAUGCCUCUCCUAAGCCAGGUGAAGUCUCUGUGUGGUUUUCAGUCUGUAGUCUGGCCACCAUGACCAACCCUCUACUUCCUGACCUGUUGUUGAGAUCACUCUUCUUCUUGUAUUCAUCUGUCUUGCUUGUUUCAUGCUUGUGUGCAUUUGGACCUUUAUGAUAAAACGUUUGAACUUUUUGAGAAAAAUGUUUGAAGAGCCUUUAUGGAUUUAUAACAAAUGAAACACUACCAUGAAAUUGUCAAUUUGGAAACUUUUUUUGAUCUUUGUAAUGGCUUUAGCCACUGUAUGUGCAUGUGUGUGUGUAUGUCUGUGUCUGUGUGUGUGUCUGUGUGUAUGUCUGUGUCUGUGUUUGUGUGUGACUGAUUCACUGCAGAAUGUUUCGGUCCUCAAAGGGAAAUGCUCUAAGGUCUGUAAUGCUCUAAUGUUCUUGAACAUGUGUAUGUUAGUCCAUGUUGCUUUUUUCCGUGUUUGGCCUGGCUUGUGUAACUGAAGACCCUGCCCUGUCCCUCUGGUCUCAGUGUGUGGGAGUCAGAGCCCAGCAGCUCCAGCCUGUCCACAGGGACGCCACAAAGCAGCCGACAUCUGCUCAGCUUCUCCCCUGUCCAACAACAGAGGGGAGGGGAGGAAACACCAGCCCCCUAG